AGGUCAUGAGCCGUGCCAUGCCCACAGAGACUGGCGCCUUACCCGUGGCCACAGGUAUCGAGAAUGAAAGCAAAGUGUUCAACCAUCUCUUGGGUUCCGAAGGCUCAUUGGUGGUAUCGAAGGUGAUGGCGCAGAAAGGACAUCCAAACCUCGUGGAGCUGCUAGGCUGCUUCGAGGGCUCCGGAAUUGAGGCGGUCUCGGCCUUAGGCCUGGAGCUGCCGCAAGCGGAGGAGGAACCUGUUUACUACUUUGUGACAGAGUUGUUGGAAGGCGGCUCUCUGGACCAACUUGUACAGCGAGGUCCCGUGUUUGAAGAGACCGCGAAGCGCCUAACCAGGAAGAUCUGCGACGGACUGCUGAGCUUACACUCCAAAGGUGUGGUGCAUCGAGACCUGAAACCUGGCAACGUCUUGUUCGGAUCGAACGAGCAGGGCGAGGCCGAGCCCAAAUUCAUCGACUUCUCUCAUGCAGCCUUAGCAGAGGAGGACGAGGAGUCCUUGCAUGGAGAGUUGGGAACACGCGGCUAUGUGGCUCCUGAAGUUCUCGCAGAGAAGCCCUACUGCUCGAAAUGUGAUAUCUUCUCCUUGGGGUGUCUGGUUCACACCCUCCUAAGUGGAAAGCCACCUAGGAGGCACAUGCGAAUCGGCAUGGUGCAGCACUUGCCAGCGACGGUGUCGCAGGAGGCACGCCAGUUCUUGAGCUCUUUGCUGUCCAUGGAUUUCAGAAGUCGCCCCGGCGCUGCCGAGGUCUUGAGGGAGCCUUGGCUUCAGGAGGAAUGAUCACAAGUUCCGGCAUGCUGCGAUUGACUGCAAGAGCGGGAUGCCAAUGAUGCGGCCGGAUCUUACAAUCUCUCUUUCAAUCUUUCGUUCCAUGAAAAUCCGGGGCCAGCCCCGUGGGCUCCCAAGAGGAAUG
Molecule: messenger RNA, 912 nt
Organism: Cladocopium goreaui
Lineage: Eukaryota; Dinophyceae; Suessiales; Symbiodiniaceae
Source: the annotation of a GenBank genome assembly